Anguilla rostrata (American eel) is the source of this 3800-nucleotide messenger RNA. RefSeq lists its product as uncharacterized. Bases 411 to 3365 code for a protein of 984 amino acids. The record is from RefSeq and is a predicted model, not a curated record. Lineage: Eukaryota; Metazoa; Chordata; Actinopteri; Anguilliformes; Anguillidae. The transcript is spliced from 7 exons.
UUUUAGCUCCUUCGGCGGCAGGGAAGGUCCCACUGCCAAUUCCUCCUGAGCUGCUGGCAUUGGUUCCAUCCUCUCUGCCAACACCUGGGACAGAACAACAGGAACAGGGUCACAGCAAGCCAGCAGUACGACGCUCACCUCCAUCACCAAAGAGACAAACCGUCACAUCUCCCAGUAUUGGUUCCGUAUCACAGGGUGUGUGGUCCUUUGCCCCUGUCAGAGAUGAGCAGGAAACUGCAUUGGCUGAAGCUCUGGCACACCCUACCACGGCUCAGCAGCACCCAAGACCCCUCACCCACCCUGCACCCUCUCCUCCAGCUCUCUCUGCCCAGCCUGCCCACCCAGCAUCGGCCUACAGCUAUGAUCAGGAUGUUCGCCAAUGGAACUGCUCUCGCCAGCAGCGUAUUUGGAUGAAGACUGAACUGGAAGCUUUGGGGCUCUGGCCAGCGUCCCGACCAGUGCGCCACCUGAUGAACAUGGUGUCCCUGUGGCGUCAUCCACCUCAGCCGGAGUUAAUUGAGACCAGCUCUAAGCUUCCGUCUCCUAAGCACUUUCAGCUUCACCCCUUCUUCAUCUGGAAGCCAGAGCAUGCCAUCAUGGAGAGAGUCAGGAACAACUACAUCCUGCCCUGUCUGUAUGGGUGUGCCUCUCCACAGGUUUUGUCUGCAGGUGUUGGAAGGCCUUGUGUGAUUGUUGGCACCAGUGGCCAGUACUACAUCUUCGCCUCCCGACUUACCUGCAAAGUCUGUAGGCGCUACUGGUUUGCAGACAAACCACAGUGGUUGGAAACACUUCCCAGGAGGUUCACCAACAUCCUCCCAGCCUUCCUCACACACAAGAAGGCCAUUUGCAAGACCGUCAUGGAUGAGCUGAGAAGAACCGGCAAGUCCCCAAAUGACAUGGCCAACCAGGUGACAGAGUUGCUGCACUUAAAAUAUGAGCGUGCCAACCUGGCCUACCUCCUGGCAGUGCAGAACAUUAGGGAUGCGGAAGCAGGGCUUUAUGGGCAGGCUACCAUCACUGGCUAUCUGCAACAAGCGGACUCUCCUGCACCCUUUGGCCAGUAUGAGGACCAAGAUGGCUGGUAUGGAGUCUCUGUGUCUUCGCACUACCUGACGGACUACCUCCUACAGGAGUUCCAGCGGCAGGAGGCGGCAUUUACCCAGCUCCUCCAGGGAACAUUUGGACAGGUCUUCCGGUCAGACCACACACGCCGAAUGGCUAGGAAGGUUACCAUCUCAUCUGGCACUAUGUCAUCAUAUGCCAUAAUGAAUGAGAACUGGAUGAUCCUGUCCUGGGUGAUGCUGCAGUCAGAGUGUGACAAGUCGCUCAAGCCCAUGUACGAGGGCCUGGCCAACCGCUACAGUGCUGCUGGGGUGGAGAAGGCAAAGUACCAGUGGGUGGACAGAGACUGCUGUGCUCCAUUUCGAGUCCCGGACCUGCAGCCCUUUGGGCACCUUCAGUGGGUUUCCUGGCAGACCACCGAUGCCAUCGUGGUACAGGCCACCUCUGGUAGCCUGAUCAGCACCUGCGCAUCUCGGAGCAAGUUCAACCAGGACAUUGCUAUCAGGCUGGACUUGUUUCACUGCAUGCGCAGGUUCACCAGGGAGUGUGUGUCUGAGCAUCAUCCACUCUAUAGCACAUUCUGCAAGUUCCUGUCUGCGGCAUUCACUAUUGUGGACCAGGGAGACCUGCAGAAGCUGAAAGUGGCCUACAGAUUCUGUGGGAUUGUGCCUGCUGAACCCACCAAACAGCACAUAAGGGAGCACUGCAGGAUGAAGGUGCCGUAUCCGAGGGAGCUCGUGCAGAGAGUGGAGGAUGUCCUUCGCCAUUUCCAUCUGGCCAAGGACCCUAACGACACCCUGCUGUACAAGCCCUCCAUGCUGAAGAUGUGGAGGAUCCAGCGAGUCCACAUUUUGAGAGGCUGCCUCAGCGACGCAGAGGUAGAGGAUGGGGUCCUGUACAGGUACGGGGGCACUGUGCAGCUCAACCACGUGAAGAGGGCAGGAGCCACUGUGCCAGUCUGGAUCCCCAUCAGGGGCACAUCUCAACAAGAGGGCUUCCACUUUCACCAGGCCCUUUGGGUGACUGGGAACCAGGUCUCCAACGAGCUGUUCCAGGCUCAGGGGUUAGCUGGAGUGGCGCGAUGGAAUUUCCAGAGCCUGGUGGACUUGAAGCUGCCUGAAGUGGUGCUACCGGCAAUGUUUGACCCUGUUUUGGUAUGUGAACUCAACCAGGCUUCUGAGAAGGUGAUGGGGCAGUUUAAAUACCCAGCACUGCACAUCACUGGCAGGGACACAGGAGAGAGGUUUGGACUGCAGUACCUGGAGCCAGGCUGCCGUCCAGUUCCUUUGGACUGGCAGAAACAUAAAACCCAAAAGACAGUCCUCCCUCCUCCUGUGGAGACACAGCUGCCUUCCACCCAGGCAUUGUCUGCGCCACCUGUGGUACUUCACUUCCCACCCACAGUUGAAGAUAAGAGGGACACAGACACCGCACAGAGCUUUGAGAGUGGUGAGCCGUCCAUUGAACUGGACCCAUCCCUGACAGCACGGACCCUGCCCUCACCACAGUCCUCGCAACAGACAGCCUUUUGCCACCCAAAACUGUCCACAAAACAGGAAGAGGAGAGCAACAUUCUCUCUUUAAUGGACACAGGUCUGCAAAGCACUUCUCCCCUGCCACAAGCUGCCUCUCCCAGAGCUGCGCGCACAGGUCCAGUAAAGACAGGAGGGCUGGUCUUUGUCUUGGACCACAACAGGUGGCCAUCACCCAUGACAGCAGUCAUUGAUGGACUCCUGGCGAAGCACAAGGGAGAGAAGGAUUUCCUGCAGCAGGAUUUCCUGCAGCAGGUGGAAAGAGACUAUGCUGCUCUGGUGCAGAGUACCUGCUCUGGCCCCAACAGUCUCCUGCACCCCACCACAAGGCAGCAUAUUUCACGGUAUGUGAAGUACUUGGCUAAGAAGACAAAUGCCAGUACUUCCUUAAACACCAGCCCCGAGAAGCUGCAGGAGACCCAGCAGCUGUGGCAGCAUCUGACUGCAGGGAGUCAGACUGUCCCAGUCGUCACCCUGCCUUCAGCCCUUAUAAACCCAGUCACAUCUCAUGGUAGCGACACCCAGGGAGCCCCUGUGACCAAGGCCACAGUGGAAAAGCUGGUGCAAGAGAUCUUGCAGAAACAGCAGGCAGCGAUGCAACCUCAAAAAAAAAAAACGAGGAACUGCCUUGCCUGUGGCCAGCCGAAAUCACGGUACCUGGGUGAUGGCUCCUCCAUCCAUCACUUCUAUCAGAGCGGAGAGGUGAAGUUCUUCUACUGCUCCACAAGGAUGUACCAGACGUAUCCGCGUGACAGGCGGGGAUACUGACCACUAUACUAACGAGGACAAAGCUGGUUAGUGCGCCCCCUGUCGCCCGUGGCUUUACCCUGAAAAUGCCAGUAAACACCGACGUGUUCUCUUCCACAAUGUGUCCUAAUUAGAAGGGAACAUACGAUGAAAUUCACACGGGUUUUGUAUGGGUUGUAGACUCUUUUCGUUAGUGCAGCUUGUGACAUCUGUGAAUUUGUUUGACAAGAAUUUUUACAUGUACGGUUGCGGCCAAAAGUUCACAUGCACCAAGGCUUAAGAUACUCAAACUCAGUUUUUCACGACUCCGCACAUUUCAUGUUACCAUACGUAUCUUUUGGCUAGUCAAUUAGGGCAUCUGCUUUGUUCACAUCAGCGGUAAUUUUACAACAGCCGAUUAGAGACAGAUUUAUUUCCGUUUUAAUUCAUUCAGAAUUCCAGAUGGUCGCAGGUUUA